Molecule: messenger RNA, 1858 nt
Organism: Brassica rapa (field mustard)
Lineage: Eukaryota; Viridiplantae; Streptophyta; Magnoliopsida; Brassicales; Brassicaceae
Product: non-functional pseudokinase ZED1
Biological process (GO): protein phosphorylation; cell surface receptor signaling pathway
Cellular component (GO): plasma membrane
Molecular function (GO): ATP binding; protein serine/threonine kinase activity
Source: RefSeq, a predicted model, not a curated record
CAACCAAUGGCUAAGUACUAACAUUUUACACGCAGAAACUCUUACAUCUACUAAACUGCUACCACGGGCCACAUUUCCUUCACAUCCUACACUUUAAAGCGCAUGUUUAGGCUGGCCAACGCUUCACAAACCCGUUUUGGCUCUUCCCAUUCGUGCGUGGAAGGCAAAGUUUGUUUACUAAGCUAGUAUUAACUUUAUCUCCUGGGAAUGUAAAGAUCUUGUUAGAUUUAUCUUCGAUUUUUACAACGGUUAUUCUAAAACUAUAUAAGUAAAACCAAAAAGGGAAAAAAAUAUUUAUAAGUAUGAACACAGAAAUUUUUUUUUUUUUUUUUGAAACACCCAAGGAUUGGUUUAGGUAAGUUUUCCUAUAAAAAAAGAACACAGAAUCAUAUCAGGUUAUGCUUCAUUGAGUAAGUUUUCCUACAAAGAGAAGAAACAACCAAGGAUUGGUUUAGGUAUAUGGGCCUCCUAAUGCAAACAAGGCCUAUCUAAAGGAGAUUUUGCGUCAAAUAUCAAGAGUAUAUUUAGUUGACUUGAUGAGAAGGUCCUGCCGAACCACAGCCGACCAAAGUUGACUUGGCUUGUUCUUGUCUCUCUCUAUUUCUUGCGUCUCCAUUCCUUAGCAAGACCAUCUUCUACCUCAUAUUCUGUGUUUAGAGUUAGAGAUGUUGUGUUUGUUUAAGAGGAAGAAGAAAAAUAAAGAAGAGAAGAUUCAUUUCCAAAAGAAUGGGGGCUUGUUGUUGGAGGAACUCAUUGCAUCUUCGGGAGGUAUAUACAAUCCCAUCCGUACAUUUUCUUCCCACCAAAUCCUUCAAGCCACAAACAACUUCGACUGGAACUCUAUAAUCUCCGAAGACAGGUUCGUAUGGUACAGAGGCACGAUCCGAAACAGACCCGUGCUGAUCAAGAAAUACCAAGACUGUUCCCUUUUCGACGCUGACAACUUCUACCGUGACAUCACUGUCUCAUCUUUGAUGAGUAGCCAUAAGAACGUUCUCAAGAUACUGGGAUGCUGUCUAGAGUUUCAACAUCCCGUUCUCGUGUGUGAAUACCCGGAGAACGGAGCUUUAAACUGCAUAAAACGUGCAAGGGAUGGAGCCACAAGACCGUUUCCUUGGAACGCAAGGUUGAGGAUCGCUAAGGAGAUUGCAGAAGCUGUGACCUAUCUUCAUACCGAGUUCCCAAGAACUAUAAUACAUAGAGAUUUAAAGCUUGCAAAUAUCUUCUUGGAUGAGAAUUUGACUGCUAAGCUCUCUUCUUUCAGUCUCAGUGUACUGAUUCCAGAAGGGGAAUCAAGCGUAAAGGACACGGUUUGCAGGACAUCAAGCUAUAUCGAGCCGAAGUAUCUCAAUACAGGUUUGGUUACAGAGAAUGUAGAUAUCUAUAGCCUUGGGAUCAUUAUGCUAAUCCUUUUGACAGGGAAGUCUGAAUAUACUUCGGAAGUUGCUGUGUAUCUUCCUGUAUUGCCUGUCUAUGUUGCCAAGUUGCUGGAUAAAGGUCUGUUGACUGAACUGAUAGACCCUUCGCUGUUGGAAAGCGGCGAGAUCUCUGAGGAUGUAAGAAUGCAAAUGGAAGCUUUUAUUGAGCUUGCUUUUAGAUGUGUAAGAUUUAGACCAGGAAAAAACGAGCUUCACAUGAUAGACGUUGCAAAAGAACUCAAGAAGAUAGAGAAGCAUACUUGACAUCCUUUAGAUGCACAUAUGAUUGUUUUUAAAGAUCCUCUGUUUUCUUUUUUCUUUGGUUGUGUGCAUACAUGCUCGCACUACAAUACUUAAGAGAUAUCUUCUGUUAAUGGUGUCACAACUAGUUUUGGAUUCUUAAACGCAUUUUCCUGUUAAAUGAAAGUGGUACUUUUGUU